Molecule: messenger RNA, 5514 nt
Organism: Moesziomyces aphidis
Lineage: Eukaryota; Fungi; Basidiomycota; Ustilaginomycetes; Ustilaginales; Ustilaginaceae
Source: the annotation of a GenBank genome assembly
AUGGCUUGCCUCUCGCCCGGUGAUGCCCGCCCCGCUCGCGUUCCAUUGGUGGAUCUGCAGCCCAUCGCGAUCGCCGCUUGCAAUCCCAAUUCAACCGGCUUGCAUUCGCACCAGCAUCCGCAGCCACCCCUUCCACUCUCGCCAGCUGGCGCCGCAAAGACGCACGUCCAACGCCCUGCAGCGGGGCUCAGCAGCGCCAAACAUCCCGACACGCCACACCGACGCGUGCCCAUCCUCCUGGUUCGGUGCCUUGGAGCUGCUCUUCCACCAUCAUCUCUGCCUCGUCCUCGAACCGCUCCGUUCCGUCCACCCAGAGACAACGUCGACGACGCGCACCCACCCCUCGUCCUCAUACGCUCGAACAGCGACCCUCAGCUUCUCUACCCUCUACCAGACCGUCGAGACAACCUCGUCUGCGCAUACAUCAUCGCUGCUAGCCCGCCCCGACGUAGCUCUCUCGACCCAGCCAAUAUGUCGCUCGUACAUCCGCAAUCACCAGCAAAGCCCUCGCCCGACUCGCCAUCCCUCCACACAGACUCCAUCUCGCGCUCCUCCUCCCCCAUCAUGUCGUCCCAGCCCGAACACGAGAACGACUCCACCAUGCUCACCACCUUCGACUCGUCCAUCACCCCGCCAGACUCGGCACAGUCGCCCGCCAGUCUGCACGACAAGCUCGCAGCCUCGGCUCCAGCCCAGCCAUCGCGCCUCGCUUCCGCAGCCUUUCCGACCACAACCACCACCAAGCCAGUCGCCAUCGGCCCCGAAUCCAGCGCCCUCCGAGCCGCAGAGCACGGCGUCAGCCCCGUCAUCAGUGCGCUUCGUUCGCCCUAUCCAGCCAGCCCGAGCUACUUUGUCACCGCCAUCCCACCACAAGACUUCCCAACCUCCUCGGAAUCCAGCAACGCAGAGCGCGACCGUCUCCAACGCGGCUCCCUUCUGCCUCUCUAUCCCACCCUCGGCGGUCAGCUCUGGGCCAUCUCGCGCGAAUUCGCCCUUCCCUCCGUCGGCGGUCUCCUGCUCUACCUCGCCGACGAUGGUCAGGGCAACCGCGGCCCCAGGAUCGGCGAUGCUGCCUGGCAGGCGCUCUGGUCUCGCUACUUUGCCGACGACGACCUCUCCUCCACAUCCGCCGCCGCCUACAAGCCUCCACCCAACUUUGCCCACAGUCGACGUUCCUCCGAAGCCGCCGCCGACUCGUUUGCCCAUCCUUCGUCGUCGUCGUCCAGCGCACACGCCGCCGACCUUUCGCGCUCCACCAUCGCCGAAGCCUCGUCCAGUCGUCCCAGCAUCCCCUACGUCUCCUAUCGUCCCUCUCCCCGCACAGACGCUCUCGGCUUUGCCCGCCGCGACAUACACACAGACUGGAGCCCAUCCGUGCGCAGCGCCGCCGCUUUCCCCGCCGGCCACCACCAAGCCAUGCCACCACCACCACCACCACCACUACCCUUUCCCAGCCUUCCCAUCGUCGCACGCAUCGAGUGGCAGGUCGACUCCGCGAAGGCGCCCUGGUGGCCAAGCUGGGUCGCUUCCCGCGCCAACCCUCGCGAGAGGCCCUCCCAUCCUACGCGAAAGAGCAUGCACCUUGCGCGCAGCCUCUCGCAGUCUCAAGAUGAUGAGCAACAAGGUGACGAGCCACAAGAUCAGUCGGACCGAGCUAUUGCCAAAGAUGUCGCGCCAAAUUCGCAACACGAGCUCGAGGCGCAAGACGAGAUAUCCGAGAUCGAGCAGCCUACGCAACACGAGACUCAGCAGCGCCCGGCCUCCACUGCAUCAAGCCACGAAGCCGCCUCCGUGCGAGAAGCGAUAGCGCACCGAGAGGCGGCGGCCGACGCUGGCGUCGAAGCCGCGCCUCUCGAGGACACAGCACCUCACGACCACCCGCUGCAGCUUUUCCAGCAGCGCUCUUCCCAAUCAUCGAUCACCGCGUCUCUGCCCGAGGAGGAGCCAGAGAUUGGCAAGGAGCUUUUAUCCGAGGUCAGGUACGAGCAACACGCACCGAUGCCCACUCUGCCUACCAGGUCCGCUUCGCCAUCCGACGAGCCUCUCCAGUCGCAACGCGCCAGCAUCCUCUCGAUGAGCUCGGGCGCAUCAGCAUCGCGCCCCGCUCUCUCCGUCUCGCGCGCGUCCAUCCAGUCCAAGCCUGUAGUACCCGCGUCCGCCUCUACGUCUUCGUCUUCCGAGCUCCAACGAGCAUCUCUCCAACAUCAGCUCACACGCGAUGCGCUCAUGCCCAGCCACCGCUCCACCUCUGGCCAGAGUCGAACUGGCUACUCCGAGAUCUUGGACGCGGCCGACGAGGCCGAGACAGAGCACGACAUCAGCUUCGGCAACGAGCCUCUGUCUCUCGCGCACGCCGGCGACUACUCGGCACUUCCGGACUCGCCUUCAUCCGCUGCCCACGAGAUCACUGCGUCGCAGCGCGGAUCCGCCUACGAGCCCAAGGGCUUCGCGCUCCGCCACAGCUUCAUCGUCGAUGCUGGCGACGAGGCCAUGUGGCAGGAUUUGCAGCAUCAUGGCAUGGACCCCAUCCUCCCCGCGCCGCGCGAACCGAGCCACGCUGCGCCAUCCUUUGAGCACGAGCAGACUCCCGCAGCUUUCGACGCCGACUCGCGCGAUUUCGAAAUGCUGCACGCAGCACCCUUCGAGGCUGUCACGGCUCAGCCGCCGCAAGUGCCGAUGCAACAAGUGCCGACUCACCACCACGACAGCAAUGCCGCCAACGACGUCUACUACAGCCCUCGACGCGACAACAUGGCUCGCAUCCAGAGCUGGAUCGGUAAGACGCCAACCGGCCGCCCCAACUCUUCCGGCGCAUUCGACGACGACUUUGCCAACGACUUCAGCCACGGCGAGAUGCAGCUCCCGCCAGAGUCCGACAUCGACGAGGUCGUCGGCCUCUGGGCCAGCAAGGUCCGCCAAGAUCCGUACGCGGUGCCUCACAUCACUGCGCCGUCGCCGUCGGUGCACGCGGACGAGGAUGCUGCCCAGGCAGUUGUCGGCCGAGGCCACGAGCCACAGUUCCACAUCCCUUCGGCCGAGGGACACGACACAGACGCCAAUCUGGAGCCAGGGCCGCCAGCCGUCUCGCUGCUCAGUCCGAUCCACCUCGAUGCGGCCGCAUUCGGCGGCGUCAAGCCUCAGUUGGGUGGCCUUACCGCAUCGCUCUCGCCGCAGCUCUUGAGUCCCACGGCGGUCGGAGACGCCUUCAACACACCGCGCGCUCCACCUUCGCCGCGCUCAGUCUCGACGCCCAUUUUCCAGCAUCACCCGCCUUCGUCACCCGGCUCGCUGGCGCUACCGCAGGACCGCCGCCCGAGCAGCGUCAGCCGUCGCAGCUCGGGCGAUUUGAGCGACAGCCUCGAAGACAUGCAGAAGGCGCUCGAGCUGCUCAGCCCCGGAUGCUCGCCCAACCCUGGCCACGGCCACAGCCCCGAUCCUGCCGGUCGCAAGAUGUCUAGCAGAGACAGCCUCGCGUACGCCCGCAGCCUCUCGGCCUCGGUCACGCCGAGCCCCAAGUGGAUCGCGCGCGCCAAGGCUGCCACUGCCAAGAGUCGCAGCAACGCCAGAAGCCCAUUCGACCGCGCACCGGUCUCGCCGCGUCCCGCCAGCACCUCGGCCGUGUCCGCGUCGCGAUUCCAGUCGCCGCGCAUCGGCAUGCACGCGCCGCUCAGCGCUUCCCGCUUGGUCGAGUUCAGCAAGGCGGACGCCAUGCCCCGCCUCGCAAGGACCGAGGUGGCGGAUACAGAGUCGAUGCGCUCCCGCGACAGCAAUCCAGAGGCAGCAGCCGUGGCGCCGUCCGCUGGCGCCGAGGAGACGCUCACGGGGACCGAGGACAUGGCUGAAAGCAAGCCCGUGGCCGCGCGCAGCGUGGAGCCUGAGGUAGCGCAGGAGCACGCCGAUGCAGCACAGGAGCAAACCGAGCCGAUCCAGGCCGGCACGCCCAAGGCUAGCAACCAAACUGUCGAAGAUGGCGAGUCCUCGGCCACAGAAGCAGCGGGAGCAGUAGCGACAGCAGCAGCACCAGCCUCGGCCGUCGUGGCUGAACGAGCCAUCGAUGCGCCUGAAGAGGGGUCAGUUGCUGCACCCGACCAUGACGGAGACGACACCACCGAGCUUGCGGCUUUUCUCGGAGACGACCACGACGACGGCAUCGCCUCGAUCCAGCGCUUCCUGCGCGGCAAGGUCGUGUCAGCGGCCGAGUCCGAGGCGUCCAUCACUCAGGAUCUUACCGUGUCUGGCGUGGAGCAGCCGCAGACGUCCAGCGCAGACGGCACCAUCAUCGAACGAAGCGUCAGUAUCGACAGCGACAUGAACUCGGUGCCGCAGCCGUCUGCACCUUCGGAGCAUGCGGACGCCGCCGACGUGACCGACAAGCAGCACGAGCAUGACGAACAUGCCGAGAUUCAGGCGACGCAAGAUGACGCCGCCUCGAACGAGCGCUGGAGCCAGGUCUCGUACGCCACGGGCAAGCACACUUCGCAGUUCCCGUCGCGCCUCUCGCUGCCCUCGGCCAGCUCGAGGCGUGACGAGCACCCCGAUGCACGCACGCCCAACUUUACGUACGACGCGCUUCUGAGCUCCGAGCCCACCACGGCGGACACGCUGCUGAGCAGCACCAGUCGAGAUGACGAGCGUCUGUCAGCAGCCAGCGAUGUGGUCAAGGCGUACCUGUCCAGCUCGCCAUCAGAUGAGGCGUUUUUCAAGUCGCCUGGCCCGUCGAAGCUUGAAUCCGCGGAUGGACCUAGACUUGGCCAAGGGGCAGCCUCUGCGCUUCCUCAGCCGAUGUGGCAGCAGGACUCCGCAGCUAGAGACGCCGCCUGGCCGCACAUCGACCGGGUGCCCGAGGUGAAGGACGAGACGAGCCAGGGAGGUGGUGUGCCGGUGCUUGCGUACCGCCUGGCGUCGUCGCCGGUGCACGCCAGUCCGUUUGGGAUCAACCGGCCGCUGGCUGGCACGCACGACUACAGUCUGGACGAGGAGGAGAUCCGGACGAUGAACGAGGACACGCGUGCGGCGGUGCGCGAGGCGCUGUCGCAAUCGACGUCGCACCAUGUCAACCUGCCAGCGUCUGUUUCUGCGCCGCUGUCGCCCAAGAGCUCGACGUCGCCGACGCUGUCGAGCCACUCGUCGCUGGGCGACCAGUUCCGGCGACGCGGAUCGACGUCGAGCCUCAACCUCACGUCGGCAGGUGCGGGCAGUGGCAGCAACACGUCGUCGCCCAACCUGGGUGGCACUACCAAGCGGCGUCCGGCGCGGCUCACUUUGGACAUUGACGGGCUUGCGAGGUCUCCGCCCGCGGCGGCGUCGCGCAGGUUGCCGUCGACGUCGCCGCGCUCGCGCUUUGGACAGCUGCCGCCGUCGCCGUCGCUGCAUCCGAGCUACAAAGCGGCGACGUCGAGCCCGCUCUCGACGUCGUUCCCCAUCAUGGGCGCGCAUCUGGGCAGCCCACAGGGAAAGCACUUUCUCCCCUCGCUCCCCAGCGUCACCUCGAUCGAGGCCGAGCUGGCUGGCUAA